Choloepus didactylus (southern two-toed sloth) is the source of this 2497-nucleotide messenger RNA. RefSeq names its product transmembrane protein 119 (gene TMEM119). Gene Ontology annotation, cellular component: plasma membrane. Lineage: Eukaryota; Metazoa; Chordata; Mammalia; Pilosa; Megalonychidae. Gene Ontology annotation, biological process: positive regulation of osteoblast proliferation; ossification; positive regulation of osteoblast differentiation. The coding region runs from base 314 to 1162 and encodes 282 amino acids. The transcript has 2 exons. The record is from RefSeq and is a predicted model, not a curated record.
ACUCUGCACCCCCGAGCCAUGGAAAACCUGAGUCACAGCUGGAACCAAGGACGGGGAAUUUUCCUUCUCAGUUCCAGGGACCUCUGAACCUCCCUGACCCAGUCCCUUUUGGAGCAGGAGCUGGGGGGUGGGAGGACCCCAAGCUCCGCCCAAGGCAUGGUAUUCUGGGGGAGCAUUGCAGGACAGCCCUGUCAGUCUGUCUGUCUGUCUGCCCCCUGCUCAGCCUGCCCUGGAGACACACCAUCAGGGAAGAAGUGCCCCCCGAGGGGGGUGGCCGUGGAGAGGUCACCCGCGUGAGUGCCCCCAAGACAACAUGGUGACUGCAGCGGCCCCCAGCCUCCUCGUCUCUCUGCUGCUGCUCCUAAGGGCCGUGCCCUCGGACCCCCACUCUGUGCCCCUGCAGCCCGCCUUCCUGGAGGACGUGGGGGGCAGCGGGGAAGCCGAGGGCUCGUCAGCCUCCUCCCCAAGCCUCCCGCCAUCCUGGACCCCGGUUCUCAGCCCCACGUCGGUGGGGCCUCAGCCCACAGUGGUGGGGGGCCCCCAGCCCCCCACCAACUUCCUGGAUGGGAUCGUAGACUUCUUCCGCCAGUACGUGAUGCUCAUUGCCGUGGUGGGCUCCCUGGUGUUCCUGCUCAUGUUCAUUGUCUGCGCCGCGGUCAUCACCCGCCAGAAGCACAAGGCCUCGGCCUACUACCCCUCGUCCUUCCCCAAGAAGAAGUACGUGGACCAGAGCGACCGGGCCGGGGGCCCCCGGGCCUUCAGUGAGGUCCCCGACAGGGCCCCUGACGGCCGGCCCGAGGAGGCCCUGGGCUCCUCGCAGCAGCUCCAGGCCGACAUCCUUGCUGCCACCCAGAACCUCAAGUCUCCAGCCAAGGCUGCCCUGGGCAGUGGGGACGGAGCAGCCAAGAAGGUGGAGGACAAGUCAGAGGAAGAGGAGGAGGGCAGCCAGGAGGUGUGCGAGGAGGCCCAGGGACGUAGCGUCCCAGCGGAGAAACCGGGGGCCACCGAGGAGCUGUGCUUGGCAGAGUCCAUGGGGGUUGUGACCCCUGGUGAGGGCCCAGGGGAACCGGGGGCAGCUCCUUCCUCAGCUCAGGAAGCUGGGGAACCAGCCAGUCUCCCCGAGAGCCCCUGUGCCUGCGGCAGGGUCACCCCCAGCGUCUAAUAGGCCUCCAGGGCAGCCGGCCCUGGCUGCGGAACCCAGCGGUCACCUCCUGGGGCAUGGGAAGGCCUUCAGCCCUGACUGCUUCCUGGCAGACACCCCCUCAUCUGCCCACCCCUGCUGCACAUCUCAGUGUGUCCUGCUCCUAUGGCAGGCAGAGAUGCCAGCCUCAGUUCCACCCAAGAGCCUCCCCAGGUUCCAGAAACAUUUGCCUCGACAGCCCCAGGAAGCCGUGUCACAGAGCACAGCCACUCAGGGACAGUGGGGAUGGGAACGUGCCUCUGUGGGAGCCACGAAAAAAAUGGCUCAUGAAAUCAGCCAGGCCAAUCGGGAAACAUAAGCCACAGGUCCCUUGUGACAGUGCAAACAUCACCACUUUUGCAUCAGGAUAGAAAAGAAAAACAGAAUAAGAGUUUUGGAAGCGGCCGAAUGGGAGACCCUUUUAAAAUGUCCAGAUGGGUUAAGCAGAAUGCAGCCUGGGAUUAAGUGAUAUUUCAGGACUGCGGUGGUCUCCAUUUUUCAUGCCCCCACAGCCCCAAAUAUUUUAGUGUCACUCUGCUUCUGUUCCGAAUGGCAGAACUGGGCCUGAUUAACUUGGAAACUUCCGCAAGAGGCCCCUGUGUACAUUAUGACACGUGCCCUACAUGAGCAUUCCCCAAACUGGGUUCCCUGAGGUACCCUUAGUGGAAAAACGAUUUCGUGGUCCAAUGAGAUGAGGUAACGCUGCCUGUCUACCCACCCUGAAAGCACCCCAGAGCUUGGACAAGUCCUGCAGGAAAGAUUCCUGCUGAAUUUGGUUUUUCUUAACCUUUUUCAAAUAUAUUUUGACCACUGAGUAUGUUUUGUUUUUUUUUUUAAAUAGUUAAGAGUAAAAUCCUGCAAAGAACAUUCUGGAAAAUACUGCUCUAAAUUUGCCCCCAGUUUCUGGUUGACUCAGGGUUAGAGGUGGGGCUUGGGGCUCAGCCCUCUCUAGUGCCCUAGCAGCCCCAGCUUGUGGGGAGAAGGGGGAGCUUCUCUUUCCACUUCUGCUUCUGGGAUGGGAGUGAGUGGACUGGACCCUACCUUUGAGUUCCCACAGGCAGUCUCGAGGCUGAGGGGCUGUGUGUGAGGGGAGGCCCACCCUGGAGGCCCCCCUUGGCUCACACAUGUCUGGCAGCCUGAGUCCAGAGCAUUUUCCAGUCCUUGACAGGGAGCCUGGGCUCCGCCCUGAUUUGGGGGGGGCUCUGGGGGGCUCUUCUCCCCCAACCCUCUGCCGUGGGCCCCCCAAGCUCUGCACAGCUCUCCAUGGAGGUGCUGAGAUAAAACAACCCGGCACAAUAAACCUUUCUUCUGGCCUGA